Haliotis rubra (blacklip abalone) is the source of this 2624-nucleotide messenger RNA. Its product is annotated as neuropeptide receptor 15-like. Gene Ontology annotation, biological process: G protein-coupled receptor signaling pathway. The transcript has 2 exons. Gene Ontology annotation, cellular component: plasma membrane. The coding region runs from base 872 to 2071 and encodes 399 amino acids. The record is from RefSeq and is a predicted model, not a curated record. Lineage: Eukaryota; Metazoa; Mollusca; Gastropoda; Lepetellida; Haliotidae. Gene Ontology annotation, molecular function: G protein-coupled receptor activity.
GGUAGGUUGAAGGGAGGGAAGGAAAGAGACGCUGACAGUAUGUUAGUGGUAGGUGGGCUUGGCCGGGCUUGGCGUGGGUCCGCCUCGGUUCUAUUGGACAAUGGCUGCCUCAGCACACACGCCGUGAAGCGGCAUGUGAUGACCAAUGCUCGGCCUUUUCUACCUUAGAGUUCAAUAAGACGUAAUCAAAAGGCAGUAAUAUAGGUUUUGUGAUCUUCAGAGGAACCAACAGACUCUCGUGGGAUCUGGUUAGUGUUGGAUGCACAAAACAAACACGUCUCAUUUAUUGUUCUUACGUGCUAGCGAAAGUUUACUGAUGUCAGUUAAACGUGGAUACGGAUAAUAUCAGUGCAAUAAGGAUCACUGCAUGAUUAACUGACAGUGGAGUGCUGGACUGUUAGGCUGUAAUUCCAUUCUGUUAAAACACGGGAAACUUCAGCGCUCACAGUAGCACCGCCAAGGCCACAACACCAGCCCUUUCAUCGAAUUUUCUUGCCCACGUGGUUUGGGUACGGACGUCUUUUAUCUGCAAUUUGCAUGUGUGGCGAGCGGUCUCGGGAGAUACAAUGUCAACACGACUGAUACGAAGUCUGGCGCUUGUGAAUUUGUAUUGACAAAUACCGAGAUGUAACAUGUGGUACAGGGAAUACAGUGGCGGAGUGUUAUUAAAAGUAACGAAAACAUUCCAGUCCCGCUGUGGUUGUGAAAGAUUGUUGUUUUUGCCUUUGAAAUGCAGUUUUCAUUCGGCAACGUAAUGUUCAAGUGAUCGAACAGUUUGGUUAUUUAACAACGUGUGUGUUUAAUACCCAUUGGAACUUUCGGACAACGUAACUGACUUUGAUUCCGACUUGAAGUAUAUUCAUAAACAAACAUGGCUAUGAAUGUCAGUUUUGAUUACACAACAGCACCACCUGACCUGAACACACCAUAUGUGACUCCAAUGGCCAUGUUUGUGUCUGAUGACAACUUGACAAACAUCACCAACUCUGAUGUGGGUACUGGUUCUCACCAUGACCCGAUGUCUCCAGCUACCACCAGUCUGUGGACUAUUGUGGGAUUGUCUGUCGUCUUUCUUAUCAUUGUCAUCAUUGGUGUCAUCGGAAACGGAUUAGUUAUAUUUGUUAUUCUGUUAGAUAGGAAAAUGCGGCAGUCAAUAACCAACUUGUUUAUAAUGAAUCUGGCGAUAGCGGACUUGUUGAUCAUGAUGUUUGGAAUACCAGAAAUUAUCCAGUUCAUGAUGAGGACUGGUUGGAUCCUAGGGCCGAUUGCUUGCAAGUCUAAUCGGUUUAUAAUGACAGUGUCCCUUUACGCCUCUGUGCUCUGUCUUGUGUCCGUGUGCAUCGAAAGGUUUGUGGCGAUAGUGUUUCCCAUUAAGGCGCAUAUUGUGUGUACACGGAAGAAGAUCCUGUGCGUCAUAGCUUUCAUUUGGCCCGUCGCUAUAGGCUGUGGACUGCCUACAUUACUCUUCAACCAAGUCACACCAGUGGCUCCGGGACUUUCAUUGUGUCAGAUCAUCUUUCCAGGAAAUAACUUCCAGUUCUUUAUUAUUUUCAAAUAUCUUGAAUCGGUGUUAUUUUAUUUUCAACCCAUGAUCAUACAGAUAGUUCUGUACGCGGUGAUAGGUCGAAGGCUAUACGCAAGUACAGAGGAACUGAACACUCGAUUCCAGAUGCGUCCGGACGCACACUCCAAAACAGAAAGAUCCGCUGACACAAUAAAGGCAAGAAAGGGCGUUGUGAAGAUGCUUAUAGCAAGUGUGCUUAUUUAUUUCAUCAGCUACUCACCGCAACAAAUUCACCUUUUAUACAACACGUUCUCGAGAACACCGUUUCCAGAAAGUUGGCCAUUCCUUGUUUUUGUUAUGAUUAUAACCCAUGUGAAUUCCGCAGCUAACCCCGUGCUUUACAGCAUAUUUAGCCAGAACUUCCGCCGGAACUUCAAGCGAUGUCUGUGUUUCAUUUGCUAUCGGAUGGAGCGGAAGGCAUACCGGAGGACAAGAUUCGAUUCCUUCGACUCCCGUGCUGUUUCCAGAAGAAACAGCACAUCCCGCACCACUAUGUCCAGAGUGUAGAUUCCAUGUGGACAAGAUUGUACAUAAUGAGAAAUUGGAAGACACAUAUUCGAGACACACAAUGAAAUCUGAUCAUGUGUACUGUUGUGUGAUAUACAUACACUGAACACAACGAUAAAUGGGUCAGUGUGGUGUAGUUUACACCAUUUGUCAGCAGGGAUUGUCAGAUUAAUGUUUCAAGGUAUAUCAUUAGAAAUACAGUAUUCUUGUUUGUUGUAUGAGUUAUCUAUUUCGGAAAUGAAUGUACUUAUAAUUACAGUGCAAUAUUGGACAAUAUUGUAGUUGUUGUGUGGUAGCCGAUUUGCAAGCACACUUGAUGCACAACGUCAAAACGUGAUUCUGAAGACUGGCGUAUGAUAAACUAAAAAGAUCAUCGAUUUGUUAUGUUUGUCUCGUUAUGAAUGUAAAAUUAUAUUUUUGUGCUUCUCAUAGGCACUAAGUCGUAUAUGACGCUCAUAUGAAAUAGACACUUGUGUUAUUUGAUCAUAUUUUUUCUGACAUGUGCUUUUGCUUUGAGAAAGGGAAAUUUAUAAAAGUAUACAAAACUUUCAAA